GGAAAAGGUAGAAGCAGAAGAAGGAAGCCCAAACCCACCUGCGUCGUCUCCUCUCUACAUCGUGGAAGAAGCCUGUCACUCUCGCCGUCGAGCAAGAAAGAAUAAGAAGGACAGCAGUACAGGAGCUCGGUCAGGGGGCAGAAACCAGGAGCAAUAUGCAGAACGAUAAGGACGGCAGGAUGAUGACAAAACGCAAAACCAGAAGUUCUUCCAAAUUAAUGGAUGAAUCUCGAGGAAAGAAAGGUAGAACUGAAGAUGGUGUGAUCCAGAUUGAUGGUGAUUUGCAGGCAGAUUGGAAUGACUUAGUUAGGAAAGGCCGUACCAGAUUUUCUUACUUGCAAUUCGCCAAGAAGGGUGAAACAAAGUUUACACUUCCAACGGUUCUCAAGUACACUAGAGAGGAAGUGAACCUUGCCCACUACAUAUUUGCGAAGGAUCUUCCAGAAAAGGAAGUCCUGGUCGAAACCAUGAUGCAAUCCUAUACACGACAGGUGUUGUGGUCCCUCUGCCCUAAGUCUAAUGUCGCUGAUGAUGUAAUUACAGCCAUGGCUUGCCAAUUGAGCCUGGCGGAAGUUUGG
Molecule: messenger RNA, 578 nt
Organism: Linum tenue
Lineage: Eukaryota; Viridiplantae; Streptophyta; Magnoliopsida; Malpighiales; Linaceae
Source: the annotation of a GenBank genome assembly